This is a messenger RNA of Darwinula stevensoni, 1737 nucleotides long. The record is from the annotation of a GenBank genome assembly. NCBI's taxonomy places the organism in Eukaryota, Metazoa, Arthropoda, Ostracoda, Podocopida, Darwinulidae.
AUGGCCAUCCGCGAUGGGGGAAUUCACACCCACUCCAAAGGAGAUGCAGCGCUGGCAAUGGACGAUUUAUUCUUGGGGAAACCUGGGAAUAAGCAUGAUGUUGUCGAUGAUCUGCUCGAAAAGCAAGACUCUCUCAAGCGCGACGUCAUGCAAUUGCGGGGACAAGUAGAGUUUUUGCAACAAUUCAUCGGGGCUGCAAGCAGCUUAGCUGCAUCUGGCAUGGAGAACGUGGACCCUGGAGGUAAUCGAAACAUCUGCAAGCCCCAAUAUGGAUCUGACACGAAAGGGUUGAUGGAAUACUUCACGAGCAAUCCAACGGCCCAGAAUAUACGGAUCGAAUCCCGAGCAAGUGUGGUGUAUCCAGGAAUCACUGUGUGUCCCGGGGUUUCGUUGAAUUAUACAGCACUAAAUCUCCAUAAUGUGGAUUCCCUUUCAUACUACACUUGGUGGGAAUUGGAGGGAUUCUUAAACAUGAGCUCCUUGGAAGCGCUCAAUUUCCUCACUAUGAAGGACUUUUCUAACAUCGUGGAAAGCUGCCAUAUCUUUCCCCCUCCGUCCGGUAUAUUGAAAUGUGGUGCCGGCAAUGACUGGACCUGGAUCAAUGGCAGUCGUAUCUACGAAACGGAAGACUUCGAAAAUAACACGAAAGCCUAUUACGAGAUUCACAUAGACUCGGUGGAAGAACCGUUCACGGAAGUGAGGAAUGUCUCAUCCUCGGGGCAGACCUUUUCCCUCACGAAAGGAAGCAAUUACAUCCUCAGUCUCUCUGUGAAGGACUAUGCUUUCUUGCCUUCAGGAAGCAAGUGCAAUGGAGACGAGAACUACGACUACCAGAAGUGUUUGGAAAUGGCACUAACGGAGAAGCUCUUGAAGGAUGCCCCGUGUGUGAAGCCUUCAGUGUUACCAAGCCAACAUGACCAUGCAGACAAAAAGAGCCAGUGCAACACCACCCAGGACGAAGAAGAUUUGAUCUACUUCUACCGCAAUGUCCAAGAUUCUGAUCCUGGAUGUUUAAGAAAAUGCAAGAGAACGACGUAUAACUUGAUCCCAAUACAAGAUGUUGCCGAUGACUUGGAAAGUGGCGUGAUCCAGCUGAGCAUUCCUACCGCCGAACUGGAGAUAGUGGAGGAGCAGGCGCUGACAUCGGUGCCUCAGUUUCUUUCGGACAUCGGAGGAAUGGUCGGACUCUACCUGGGUUUCUCUCUUCUCAGUCUCUACGAAUUCCUGGAAACUCUCAUCUUGUGGUUGAAAUCCCGAUUCUUCACUCUGUUACGCUUCUCCUUCAACUUGUUUAACGGUUUGGUGUCAAUGAUGGUCAGCGAAUCAAAGAAGUGCUGGGAAGAAGAGAGCACGUUGAAACAGGAGGUUCAAGAAUGUGUUGGAACAGUAAUUGAGCAAAUAGUGGUAACCGUGGUUCAAAAGACCAGCAAUCAACAACGGCUCAAGGACACAAAAGAAUUCGUCGCAAGGACGUUCUCGGAUCGGGAAACAGGAACCAGAAUCGUCCCUCCAUGCAGCAAGGCUAUCAAAUCAUCCCUUGUCAGUUUCCUUUACGAGUACGGCAAGGAUAAUAGGGUGCCCAUGUGCAUCGUCUACAGUCGGGGCAUAAAGCAAUUGGUGAAAACUCGAUUUUCUGGAGGGUUGUACGAGAAAUUCCAGAAGGUGGAUGAAGGCGAUCACGAAAUUAUCAUCAUAGAUCGACAUCGGGUUGCUUCUUCAUCAAAGUGUGCUAUAUAG